This is a messenger RNA of Rotaria socialis, 3198 nucleotides long. The record is from the annotation of a GenBank genome assembly. Lineage: Eukaryota; Metazoa; Rotifera; Eurotatoria; Philodinida; Philodinidae.
AUGAGUACACGAAGUUCAUUAAUAAGGUCAAAUAUGUCAAGUGAAAAACAUUCAACUUUAAAAAUGAUGGCACUCAAUCGGCCAUGCGAACUUGGAAUGCUUUAUGACUUUAUAAAUGAUAAGUUUAUUUCUGAGAUAUCAUUCUGGAAUUCAAAUCUUUCAUCAGAAAACAUUAAUUGUCAACAUUUAUCAUUGAAGAAGUGUGAACUUUUUAUAACGGAUAAAUUCAGAGAAAAAGCCGAUCUACUAGGAAUAGAUAACAAUCUUAAACUGAGUAUCUUAGCGAAUCUGGUUGAAUUAUCUGGCUCAACGAAAUUAAUCGAUGAUAGAAAGAAAACAAAUUUUAAUUUACGAUUUAUUUUAAAAUAUUCAAUAGAAAAAGAUCUUCGUGCGUUAACCAUGACUUUUAUAAAUAAAAACUAUGGAAAAUAUCGAGAAGUAUUGGAUAAAAAUAUUGCUACUCAUGUUGUUACUGAUAUUUUGUAUGGUGGUGAUAUUGUCUUCGUAUUUGACCGAACAGUAUUCAAUGAUGAAAAUCGUACGGAUAUUGAAAAUUCUAUAAAAUUACUUUUGAAAAAGUUUGAACAAUUUCAAAUACUUGAUAAUGGUGAAUUAAACUGGAAAGAUCAUGAGAAAAAUCUAGCUGGCACGUUAAAAUGUCAAUAUUAUGGUGAUUUUCAAAUUGAAGUCAAUCCAACAACGUUUGAAGAAACAGUAAAAAUAUAUAAACAAUUAAAAAUGUUGAUUCGUCAAAACAACUAUAAUGCAAUACCAAAACAAAUAUGGAUCUGUCCACUUUAUUUAUUAGAUGAAUUUCGUUUCGUAACCAAAAAUUUCAAUCAAAUUAGUGACAAUAUUCUUGUUGAUUCCAUAGAAACUUUUGAAUAUUUAUAUAAAUUAGAAAUAAUUACAAAUGAUUUGUUUCAAAAUUUAUCGUCUAUUCAAAUGUUCCAUCGAACUAAACAACAAUUUCUAACACAUUUGAGUCGAAUAUCAGAAAUUGAAGUUCUUUUGAGAAAUCAAUUCGUGGAGUUAUUACCAAAAAUUCGUGCUGGUUCUAUUGAAGAAAAUACUCUUCAAGAUCGAUUGGGAACCCUCAAUUUGUUUUCAUCCGAUAAACGAAGAUUAGAUGAUUGGAUUGAAUUAAACAAAAAGAAAAUCGAAUUAUUUGAAAUGAUUCUAAAUCAAAUACGAACACAAGAAAAUAUUCAUCGAUUAACAUGUUCAUUCGCUGAAUUUCAAAAGAAUUUUAAAAAUAAAUUUAUUCUGCGUUUAAUUAUUCAUAUUACCGAAAAAAAUGAUUCAUUUUUAAAUGAAAUAUUUCAAUAUUUUAAUCACAAGAAAAGCCAAUUCACUUAUCAAGGUACAAAAAAAGAAAAUUGGUUUAAUAAAGAAAAUAUUGCAUCAAUGAAACAACAAGUUUCCUUAUUUGUCAACUUCGCUCAACACAAUCAUUCUAAAUCUAAUAUUCAAUUUAUCAUUGAUGAAGAAUACACUGAUGAAUUUCAAAUGAAUCAAGGACUAUCAUAUAUUCUUUAUCAAAAUGGUGUUCCUACAGAUUUCGAAAUGCCAAGUAAACCUGGCAAACCAUUCGUAACAAAUGUUUCAGAGCAUAAUUUAACACUUGACUGGUCGAAACCUACCAAUGGAAGUCGAAGCAUUCAACAGUAUAAGAUUUAUCGUAAAACUAUCUCUCAUAAUAAGUGGGAAUUACUAUUGACAACUGUGGAUAGCAGAUUAUCUGUGAAUAUUUCAAAUCUUGGAAAUGGAAAAUAUCAAUUUAAGAUACAAGGAAUCACUUUGGCGGGUGAUACAGAUGAAAGUGAUGCUAGUGCCAUUGUUGAGUUACCACCACCAACUCUUAUAGAAAAGAUUAUCAGCAAACCUGUACCGAUUGUUACACCUAAUCAAAUUACUGCUGAAAACGCUACUGUAGAUGUAACACCUGAAUGGUUCAAACAAAUGAAACCGGUACCUAAGGAAAAAAUUCGUUUUCCUGCAAGUUACAAAGAAAAUUCUCCUAAAGAUAUUCGUACAUACGAAUGUCUUUCAGUCUAUCGUUCCAUGGUCAAGAAGACAGACAAUAUUGAUUUUGUUGCCGAACCCUUUUCCUCCGCUGUCAAUAAUACAGAGACACUUGUAGUAGUUCUGAACGAACUUGCAAAUCAAUUUGGUGCUCGUCUGACUUUUACUGAUGCAAAUUUCCAAUAUAAAGAUAGCAAUUAUCGAACAGCAUGUGGAAUAGCAAAUCUAGGAAGUAUUCAUUCGUUUCUUGCUACCGAAAGAAACUUUCAAACUGCAAAAUUCAAUCUUCAUUUAAAUCUUAAUUAUAAUGACAUAAUACGGUCUCCUGGAACAUUAGAAAACUUUGUCUUAAAAAUGAUUAAUGACACCAGUGCUAUUGCAAGAUGCGAUAAAGAUUUUAUUCGAGUUUUUUCUGUGAAAUCAACGUCAUCAAUUCAUGUUGAGGUUGGCAUCACGACACCUGAGAUUUAUCAAACAAAAAAGGUAGCUGAAAUAGUCAAAGAGAGUUUACGUAAUAUUUCCAAAGGAAAACGUCCAGAUAUUGUUCAAGAUUCUGUUCCAUAUACUUUUCAAAAGCUGAUCCCAUAUGACUAUGAUUAUAAGUUUGAAACAGUCAUCGCAUUUUUACAAUUGCAAAUGUCAGAUUUUGAUCCCCGAUAUAAUCGCGACUAUCCAAAUGCGAAUACAGAAAUACGAGGUGGUUUUCCGUAUUAUUUUCCACAAGGAUGGUAUCGUCAUGCCCUCAAAGUAGAUGAUAAAUAUUUUGAAGAUCAAGCUUGGCUGGGUAUGAAUAAUGGUCCUGGUGAAUGGGCUGUUGCUUACCAUGGAACACAGUCAAAUGCUGUGAAAGGUAUUAAAAAUGAUGGAUUUUUGCAAGAUUUCACCAGUAGGGAUUUAAUGAAAGAUGAAGCAAAAUGCCAAAAUCAGUCGGUUCCAGAUGUGAAAGGAUUAUAUGUGGCAACACAUUGUGAAGGAGGAGCUUCGAUUUACUCUCGGCCUUUUACCAUAAAGGAUUCUAAGGACGCAAGCAAGAACUACAAAAUUGUGUUUCAAUGUCGAGUUCAACCAGAAAAGUUUACGCAGCACCAGACUCCUGUUGACGUUGGAAUGGCAUGGCGAGUAUUCGAUGAGAAAGCAAUCAGACCCUACGGGUUACUUCUAAAAACUUCAUGA